Molecule: messenger RNA, 3322 nt
Organism: Otolemur garnettii (small-eared galago)
Lineage: Eukaryota; Metazoa; Chordata; Mammalia; Primates; Galagidae
Gene: TIPRL
Product: TOR signaling pathway regulator
Exons: 7
Coding region: 473-1291 (272 amino acids)
Biological process (GO): TOR signaling
Cellular component (GO): cytosol
Source: RefSeq, a predicted model, not a curated record
UUUAUUAACACAUGCGAUAAUUAUACAUCUUUCACAGGUCUGUAAGGGCCACGUAAAGUCGCUUUCCACGUAAAAAUGCCAUUCCCCAGCAUUCCGCAAAACACUCGGAGACGUCACCACUGUUCAAGUACUGGAGGGCUACGCGCCCGGGACCACACCCUCUGCAGCCGAAGCCCCGCCCUCCAGCCCUGUCUCUCCAUUCCUUUUUUCCGGAGCGUGAUAACGUAAGACGUAGGUCACGCACUCUUAGCAACUGGUCCCGGAAGCAAAAGGCAGACAGGCUGCGAAGAAGGCGGAAGGGAGGGUCCGGGUAGGACGGCAGGGGGCGGGGCCGGGCAUGGUAACGGCUCGAAACCCGCGGGGGGCUGGGCCGGAGGGAGGCGGAGGAACCGGUACCCGCCGCCGCCGCCGCUGCUAGUGCUGCUGUCGCUCUACCCUGGUCCGUGUGGCCCUCGUGGGCCCCGCCUCAGCCAUGAUGAUCCACGGCUUUCAGAGCAGCCACCAGGACUUCUCCUUCGGGCCCUGGAAGCUGACGGCGUCCAAGACCCACAUCAUGAAGUCAGCCGAUGUGGAGAAGUUAGCUGAUGAAUUGCAUAUGCCAUCUCUUCCUGAAAUGAUGUUUGGAGACAAUGUUUUAAGAAUCCAGCAUGGCUCUGGCUUUGGAAUUGAGUUCAAUGCUACAGAUGCAUUAAGAUGCGUAAACAACUAUCAAGGAAUGCUUAAAGUAGCCUGUGCUGAAGAAUGGCAGGAAAGCAGGACGGAGGGUGAACACUCCAAGGAGGUUAUUAAACCCUAUGAUUGGACCUAUACAACAGAUUAUAAGGGAACAUUACUUGGAGAAUCUCUUAAAUUAAAGGUUGUACCUACAACAGAUCAUAUAGAUACAGAGAAAUUGAAAGCCAGAGAACAGAUUAAGUUUUUUGAAGAAGUUCUUCUUUUUGAGGAUGAACUUCAUGAUCAUGGAGUUUCAAGCCUGAGUGUGAAAAUUAGAGUCAUGCCUUCUAGUUUUUUCCUGCUGUUGCGGUUUUUCUUGAGAAUUGAUGGAGUACUUAUCAGAAUGAAUGACACGAGACUUUACCAUGAGGCUGACAAGACCUACAUGUUACGAGAAUAUACAUCACGAGAGAGCAAAAUUUCUAACUUAAUGCACGUUCCACCUUCUCUGUUCACGGAACCUAAUGAAAUAUCCCAGUAUUUACCAAUAAAGGAAGCAGUUUAUGAGAAGCUAAUAUUUCCAGAAAAAAUUAUUCCUAACCCAGAAGACUCAAAACAAAGUACACCUGUGGAUUAGAAUGUGAUACAACAUAUGUGCACUGUGGAACUGACCGGACACCUUGGCUAUGUGUAGGGGGUAUUUUUAUGAGAAUUAAUUGCCUUGUUUAUGCCCAGAUAUCUGUAGCCUUAAAGGAAAAAAUAAUAAAGGCUUGUCACAGGCAGGUUCCACCUAACUACUGUUCGUAAUGUCUGUCUUCAAAUUCAUAUUCCAGAGUUUUAUUUUCUGGAGUUAAAUUUGGAUUUCUAAAUUAUCACAAAGUGGUAUCUCAGCAGUAGUGAUGUGUAUGUGUCUCAUGGGUAGUGAGCACAGUCCACAUCCAUCAUGAAGCACUGUCUUGUAACAUGAGAAGGUUAAUUUAAAUCACCGAAUUCCAAUGUCUUUUCACUUUCAUAGGAUUCCUGAUCAUGCAUGUUGAUGUACUGGCUUUUCACUUUGGGCUAUCUGAUGUUUUAUGUACUUCUAAAGAGUUGUAGCUUGCUACCCAGGAAAUUAAUCUCAUAGUUUAAUGAUCCUCACCCACAAAAUUAAAAAAUAUAUAUUCCCCCUAAUUUUAAAUUGACUUUGAAAUUUAAAGGCAGUUUUAAGCAUAGAACCACAAUGACAAACACCUAGUUUUUUGGAGAACUUAAGCUAUUAUAUAUGGAAACAUGAACGUGGUUUGCCGCUGUCAGGGCUAUCUUUCCUCCAUCUUUAGGUGCUUUUUCUUAUGUGUAGUUCUACUUGCACUGGUAUUUUAAACUUUCAUUUUUCAUGCAGCCUCAGAGUGAAUAAAUCCCUUAAAUUUGAUACUGGUACUAAAAAGUGUAAAGGGUUUAUUACCAAUUGUAUUUUGCAAAUAUAAUGUCAAUUCCUAAAGCCACGAGAUUCAUUUCUUCUUAAAAUACUUAGGGUAUAGGUGUGGAGGAGAGGACAUAGUUUAAAAUGUAAAAGCCAAUUUUUCUAUUUUAAGAUUAUUCAUUUUUGUAACAUUAUAGGGAUCCAGUAAAAUAUAACUAGUCUAAGAUCUAGGUAUACAGAAAAUACGUAAAAGUAAAUUUCAAAUCCAUUUGGUUAUUGUGGUGAUGACUCUUUAAACAUUUUUAAAUUAUUUUCUGCCCUUCCAAAUGCUCUUCAUAAAGUGGGGAAUUAUUAUAAAGCACCAAAUAAGGAAUAAUUUGAAAUGGAUUUUUAAAAAUCAUUUUUUGAUGAGCAGGCAGGAAAAAUCAACCCUUUUGUUCUAACUUUAAAUAACUGUUGUACAUAAUUCCACUUGAUAGAUAAAUCAUUAAAUAAUACUUAAUUGAAAGUAUUAGCAAUGCUUUCCAGGUAUCAGCCUGAAUAUAAAUUUUAGUGAAACAAAUACCCUUACAUAUUCAUCAUUGCUCAAACUCUGGUAUAUUGUUGUGAGCCAACAGGCAGAUAUUUUAUUAUCUAAAUUUGGUCACAAAUAAUUUUCAUAUUUGCCUUUGGUAUUUGCCUACAUCUUUAAAGUAUAGGAAAUCAGGAAUUUGUUACUUUAAGAGAACACAUGGUAUGUUCACUAUAUAUUAAAUAUAACUAUAUUUAAUGCUUUCUCUUAGGACAGAAAAGUAUAUAUAUACACACAUACACACACACGUUGUACUUAGCUUUCUGUUUUAUAUGUCAUGCAGAUUUGAACAGAACAGAUUCUGUUCAUGCAAAUUAGAAGAAAUGAAAAACUUGUAAGAAUAUUUAUGAGUUGGAAUUUCUGGCCAAUAUCAUAUUUGUGUGUGUGUGUUCACGCACGCGCACGCACACACGUUUUUUAAAACUUGUUGAUUCAGAUGUCCUGUCUCUGAGUAGUCCUAGAUUGUAUGAUAAUCUUUAUUAAAAAUUAUAGGGAACUAAAAGAAUUGACCUCUUUUUUUCCUUUUAGAGGGAGGGAGGCGGGUAGGAUGAGUGUGCUUCUUACAAUUUUAUUAAUUCCGUGGAGAAUACCAAGAAAAUGUGUAUAUGCCCAUUGCUAAAUGACAUGCGCUGUUUUAUAUUUAUUUGUCCCAAGUGACUUUUUGUAAGAGGAGAAUAAACAAUAAGCAAUUACUGAUC